This is a messenger RNA of Benincasa hispida (wax gourd), 1203 nucleotides long. Its product is annotated as AtIII18x5-like protein. The record is from RefSeq and is a predicted model, not a curated record. NCBI's taxonomy places the organism in Eukaryota, Viridiplantae, Streptophyta, Magnoliopsida, Cucurbitales, Cucurbitaceae.
UCGCCAUUUUCCCUCACUUCAAUCACAAAACAUUUCUGCUGCCAAAUUUCCAUCUUUCAAUCUACACCCUUUGUUCCCUUUCCAUAAUGGACGGUAACGGAAGAGGUGGUUGCUGCAUCGCUCGAUAUGUUGGCCCUUCACACGACAUGUCGAAAGUCGACCGUAUAAUGCUUAGGUUUCGCCCCAUUGCUCCUAAGCCAGCGGUUUCUUCCGGAUCUGGCUCUACGGAUUCCACGCCGGAGAAAUCCGAGGUGACUGGAAGAACCGGUAGAGGGAAGAAGAGAAGCGGGAGGGAUACCGGAAGUAAGCGGUGCAAUAAUAGGAGGAAGAAGAGUGUGACAAACGACGGCGUUUUGGGUGGUUCUGUGGUGACGACGUUGCCGCUUUUACCGGAGACGCCGGAUUGUGUCAAGAGAGAAGGAAGAAACGCGCCGGUUUGGUUGAGUUUCGACGGGGUGAAAGAGGAUCGGACGGCGGUGUCGGCGGUGGCGGUGGCGGUGCCGCAGGCGGUGAGGAUGGUGGCGUCGUCGGUGACGGUGGAGCGCGUGGCGGAGGUCACAUGGGGGGAAGGGGAGGAGUUGGGGUGUACGGAUGAGGAGAGGAGGAUGAAUCUAGUGAAGGACACGUGUCCUGUGUUUAUAUCGGACGGCGGAGGGAAGGUGACGUGGACGAACGAAGCGUAUCGGGAAAUGGUGGGAGGUACCGCAGGGGAUGCGGUAAGGGUUUGGUUGGUGAUGAAGGAGACGGUGGAGGAGUGGUGGCCGGCCUUCACUUGUAGAGUUAAGGUUCAGUAUCGAACCCGGUGGGGGAAAGAGACGAGCUCGUUAACGGCGCCGUGUGAUGCUUGGAGGAUGGACGGUGGUGGGUUUGCUUGGAGGCUUGAUGUCAAGGCGGCGCUCAGUCUCGGCUUCUGUCGAUGAUGAGUUGGUUUCAUGGUUCGUUUCGGCUCCGUUUGUUGUAUUUUUAUUGGGAGGUUUCUAAGAGAAUUGUGAAUAGAGAGGGCUAUGUUAGGGUUCAGGUUCUAAUCAAUUUUAAGUUGUCUUUUUUUUUUCUUUUUUUUUUUUCCAAUUACAUUUUCUAGAACAUCUUUUUUUUUCCUUGCCUAUGUAAAUAUUGUGUUUUUUCCCUUGUUUCAGACCAAAAUGUUGAUUUUUGGGGGAAAAAUGAUAUAAAUGCAGUGAAAUUAUGUUCGGGUUUAAAUGA